UUUAUCGAACGAUUUGGCAACACUGCUACCACGUUACCAAGUUUCUUAUGGAAAUAUUGUUCCUUUAGUGUUGUGCAUAAUUUAGUUCAAUUUAUAUUUGGUUUUAAGAAUACAAAUCGUUCUUAUAUUGAAUUCGAGAUAAAAUUGACUAAAUUUACUUCAUUCUCCUCUCGAUAACCUCUGAAUUUGAAAUCAUGGUGAAACUGUAUUAUUUAGCUGUUUUAUAUAAACAUCCUACAAAAGCUAUUACUUUAAAAUCAGCAAAUGAUCUUUCUUCAUUUGGAUUUUUUCAAAGAAAUAGUGUACAAGAAUUUAUGAAAUUCACUAGUCAAAUUCUUGUCGAUAGAACUCCUGCACCUACAAGAACAUCAGUAAGAGAGCAAGAAUAUAUGUGUCAUGUUUAUGUAAGAAGUGAUAAAUUAGCAGCUACAUUGAUAUCGGAUCAUGAAUAUCCACAUCGAGUAGCUCAUACAUUACUUAAUAAAAUACUAGAUGAUUUUGCUUCUCAAGUUCCAUCAUCAUCUUGGGAAACUGAAGUAGAAAAUUCAGUUGCCUUUGCUGGAUUAGAUGCAUGUCUGGCAAAGUAUCAGAAUCCUGUAGAAGCAGAUGCAAUGACAAAGAUACAAGCUGAUCUAGAUGAGACGAAAAUCAUUUUGCAUAACACCAUAGAAGCAGUUUUAGAAAGAGGAGAAAAAUUGGAUGAUCUUGUUGCAAAAUCUGAAGAUUUAAGUUCUCAAUCAAAAGCAUUUUAUAAAACGGCUCGAAAGGCAAAUUCCUGUUGCGUAUUAUUGUAAUUAAAACCAGGAUUGAUACGACUACAAAACCAAAUAGUAUAAUAAAUGUUCUGAGGGCCCAUUUAAUCCUUUAAUAUAAUUAUUAAAUAAAUGUGUACAUAUGGCAAUAUAUAUAUACAGUAAAUGUGUCAAUGUGUAAACAUGUGCCUCUCAAUUCUCAAAACCAUAAUGUUUAAAUGGGUUAAAAAGAAGAAAAAAUUCCAUGUACAUAUUUAUUAUUCAUCAGUUAAGAUAUUAUUUUUCAAAGAUAUUAUCUGUGUAUUGAUAAAAAAAUUUGUUUUUGUAGAAAAUAUAAAAAAAUGUAUAUAUAAAUGCAUUUUAUUCACGAGUCAAAACUGUUAAUGCUUUGGGGGAAGUUAUUUUCUACAAAAUACAUAAAACUGUUAUUGUACAGCUAAUUUUAAUGAAUCAGUUUUGUAAAUAAAAAGUUUGGAUAAUUUUUAAUGGCGUCAGAAAAUCUUUGUUAAAAUUUCAGAACAGCAAUGCUUUUUGUAAAACAGUGAACAUAACUUUAAUAAUAACAAAAUGUAAAAAGGAAUAGAUUGGGUGACUCGAUGUACUUCUUUCUGUUGUGAUUAAUGUAUGUAUGAAAUUAUCUAAGAAAUUUAUUAAAAAUUUAUUUUAUUUUAUCUAAGAACCUAUGCAAA
Messenger RNA from Centruroides sculpturatus (bark scorpion), 1441 nucleotides. RefSeq names its product synaptobrevin homolog YKT6-like (gene Ykt6). Bases 195 to 794 code for a protein of 199 amino acids. Lineage: Eukaryota; Metazoa; Arthropoda; Arachnida; Scorpiones; Buthidae. Gene Ontology annotation, molecular function: SNAP receptor activity. The transcript has 9 exons. The record is from RefSeq and is a predicted model, not a curated record. Gene Ontology annotation, cellular component: Golgi apparatus. Gene Ontology annotation, biological process: endoplasmic reticulum to Golgi vesicle-mediated transport.